UAUAAAUGAAAAAAGAAUAGACAUCAUUUUAUGUACGAGUAUUGAAAAGGCUGCAAUUGCAUUAAAUAAAUGUACAAUAAAAUGAACAUAAAAAAAUAAAAUUAUCAUCAAAGUUUUCCCCCAAAGAAGUUUUAAAGGCUUGGGAGAGGCAUUCAGAAUGAUGGAGAGAAUUAUGUGGAUGGAGGUGCUCAUGGACUGGGAAGCAGUAUCAAUAAAGAGAGAAGGGAACAGACAUCAGGAGCUACAGGAUGACUCACUGGUUGUGUGGAAGGAAGUUGAUUUGACCCGGUUGUCAGAGAAGGAACGUCGUGACGCCUUGAAUGAGAUUGUUAUUCUGGCGCUGCUGCAACAUGACAACAUUAUUGCCUACUACAAUCACUUCAUGGACAAUACCACCCUGCUGAUUGAGCUAGAAUACUGUAAUGGAGGAAACCUGUAUGACAAAAUCCUUCGUCAGAAGGACAAGUUGUUUGAGGAAGAGAUGGUGGUGUGGUACCUUUUUCAGAUUGUUUCAGCAGUCAGCUGCAUCCAUAAAGCUGGAAUCCUGCAUAGAGAUAUAAAGACAUUAAAUAUUUUUCUGACCAAGGCAAACUUGAUAAAACUUGGAGAUUAUGGUCUAGCAAAGAAACUUAAUUCUGAGUAUUCCAUGGCUGAGACGCUUGUGGGAACCCCAUAUUACAUGUCUCCAGAGCUCUGCCAAGGAGUAAAAUACAAUUUCAAAUCUGAUAUCUGGGCAGUAGGCUGUGUCAUUUUUGAACUGCUUACGCUAAAGAGAACAUUUGAUGCUACCAAUCCACUCAACCUGUGUGUGAAGAUCGUGCAAGGAAUCCGGGCCAUGGAAGUUGAUUCUAGCCAGUACUCUUUGGAGUUGAUCCAGAUGGUCCAUGAGUGCCUCGACCAGAAUCCUGAGCAGAGACCCACUGCAGAUGAACUUUUAGAUCGGCCCCUUCUCAGGAAACGCAGGAGAGAGAUGGAGGAAAAAGUCACUCUGCUUAACGCACCUACAAAGAGACCAAGGUCAAGCACCGUGACUGAAGCACCCAUUGCUGUGGUAACAUCACGAACCAGUGAAGUCUAUGUUUGGGGUGGUGGGAAAUCCACCCCCCAGAAACUGGAUGUCAUCAAGAGUGGCUGUAGUGCUCGUCAGGUGUGCGCAGGGAUUACCCACUUUGCUGUGGUCACAGUGGAGAAGGAACUGUACACUUGGGUGAACAUGCAAGGGGGUACUAAACUACACGGUCAACUGGGCCAUGGAGACAAAGCUUCCUAUCGACAGCCAAAGCAUGUGGAAAAGUUGCAGGGCAAAGCCAUCCGUCAAGUGUCGUGCGGUGAAGAUUUCACAGUCUGUGUAACAGAUGAGGGUCAGCUCUAUGCCUUUGGAUCAGACUAUUACGGUUGCAUAGGGAUAGAUAAGAUUGCUGGCUCUGAAGUGCUAGAGCCCAUGCAGCUGAACUUCUUCCUCAGCAAUCCAGUGGAGCAGGUCUCCUGUGGGGAUAAUCAUGUGGUGGUCCUGACACGAAACAAAGAAGUCUAUUCAUGGGGCUGUGGCGAACAUGGACGACUGGGUUUGGAUUCAGAAGAGGAUUAUUAUACACCACAAAGGGUGGAUGUUCCCAAGGCUUUGAUUAUUGUUGCAGUUCAGUGUGGCUCUGAUGGGACCUUUCUGCUGACCCAGUCAGGCAAAGUGUUGGCCUGUGGACUCAAUGAGUUCAACAAACUGGGUCUGAAUCAGUGCAUGUCUGGAAUUAUCAACCAUGAAGCAUACCAUGAAGUUCCAUACACAACCUCUUUUACCUUGGCCAAACAAUUGUCCUUUUAUAAAAUCCGUAUCAUUGCCCCAGGCAAGACUCACACAGCUGCUAUUGAUGAGCGAGGCCGGCUGCUGACUUUUGGCUGCAAUAAGUGUGGGCAGCUGGGUGUUGGGAAUUACAAGAAGCGCCUGGGAAUCAACCUGUUGGGAGGACCCCUCGGUGGGAAGCAAGUGAUCAGGGUCUCCUGUGGUGAUGAGUUCACCAUUGCUGCCACUGAUGAUAAUCACAUUUUUGCCUGGGGCAAUGGUGGUAAUGGCCGCCUGGCAAUGACUCCCACGGAGAGACCACAUGGCUCUGAUAUCUGUACCUCAUGGCCUCGGCCUAUUUUUGGAUCUCUGCAUCAUGUCCCAGAUCUGUCUUGCCGUGGCUGGCACACCAUUCUCAUUGUUGAGAAAGUAUUGAAUUCUAAGACCAUCCGUUCUAAUAGCAGUGGCCUCUCCAUUGGAACUGUGGUUCAGAGCUCUAGCCCAGGAGGCGGCUGUGGUGGUGGUGGUGAGGAGGAGGACAGUCAGCAGGAGUCUGAAACUCCCGAUCCAAGUGGAGGCUUUCGAGGAACAAUGGAAGCAGACAGAGGAAUGGAAGGUUUCAUCAGUCCCACAGAGCCCAUGGGGAAUAGUUGUGGGGCCAGCAGCUCCUGUCCUGGCUGGCUUCGAAAGGAGCUGGAAAAUGCAGAAUUCAUCCCCAUGCCAGACAGCUCAUCUCCUCUGAGUGGAGCAUUUUCUGAAUCCGAGAAAGAUACCCUGCCCUAUGAAGAGCUGCAAGGACUCAAAGUAGCCUCUGAAGUGCCUGUGGAGCCUAAGCCCCCUGCAGGAGGAGCCUGGCCACCCCUGCUGACUCCUGCAGUACCAGGUGCUGGGAAGGGAGCACCAUUGACCCCUCCUGCCUGUGCGUGUAGCACUCUGCAGGUGGAGGUUGAGAGAUUGCAAGGUCUGGUGUUAAAGUGUUUGGCUGAACAGCAGAAGCUACAGCAAGAAAACCUCCAGAUUUUUACCCAACUGCAGAAGCUGAACAAGAAAUUAGAAGGAGGGCAGCAGGUGGGGAUGCAUUCCAAAGGAACUCAGACAGCAAAAGAAGAGAUGGAAAUGGAUCCUAAGCCUGACUUAGAUUCAGAUUCCUCCUGGUGCCUCCUGGGAACAGAGUCCUGUCGAUCCAGCCUCUAGUCUCCUGAGCCUGCAUAGCCCCCAGGAAACUGGGAUCCGAAGACCUUCACAGCACACUUACCGAAUGCAAAGAGCAGCUUUCCUGCUUUGUUCACUUGCAGACAAGGAGCACAAGGCAGAGGCUCUGAGCACUUUCCUUGUAUGUUUGGAGAGUGGCACUGCCUUUUAGAUAGGAUCUAGAGUGAUUUUCUUGUUUUGGAGAAUAGAGGGCCCUGUAGCCCUGGCCUUGUCAUCACUGACUGCCAUAGCAACAGCAGCUCUGAACCUUAUCUGUUGAUCCCACCUUUGAAGAAGAGACACAGUGCUCAUUUUAAUUGCGCUGGUAGCAGCUCAUAUCCCAUUUACCAUUUUCACCAUGAUUCCAAGCUGUCUUGGGAAUUCGGCACCAGUCGUUGCACCUCUGGAUGGGGAGGGAAAAGUGGAAAGCUGGAGUGGGCUGGGGUCAGGCAUAGCCUGCCCAGGGUCCUCUGGAAAAUGGUAAAGUAUUCUGAGCCCUCUCGGGAGCCUUCAGUCCAGGAAAAUUUCGUGGAAUCAGUCUAGGCUGAGUUUUCAGAAAGUUCAGCUACUCCAUGCAGCUAAAUGUUUUAGGAGGAAAAGUGGGUUUCAAUUGCUUUUCCCUUGAAGGUUGAUGAAAUGAGAAGUAGAGAAAGGGCAGAUCCAUCCUCAUCACAUAGCUUGGGUUUCAGGCUGUGCCCAGUGCAGGGUGGAAUUUCCCAGCUCUGAAAAGUGCCUCUGAAGAAGAAAGUAGUAUCUCAGAGAACUGGGUCAGGCGCCUUAGGCAGAGUUGUAGGGGAAAAUGGGGAGGGGAGGAGUGCCUCCUUCAGUGCUUCUACCUGGCUGUGAUACCACGACUUGUGCCUCUGCCUUCAUGGCUCUGGGGAAUCUGAUGUUGAUGUCAGCAGCCCCAGCCCCUCCCCCUCUGUAUGCCUAGUCAGUAUUUCUCUCCUUUUGGUGUUUUUUUGAAGCCAUGUUAUAACCAGUGAAUCCGUAUCAUCUUUCCUACUUGAGUGGCCCAAAGCUAGCACCAAACCCUGGGGGUCCAGGAAACCUAAUAGAACAGGUAGAACCUGUCAAAUGAAAGCAAUUUGGCUGCAGACUCGCUUCUAUUGUGUCUCUGUAGUCAACAGCAAAUCAGCUUUCCCAAAGGGAAACAGUAAAGAGUAAAACUGCAUAUAUGUAGUUUUAGGCAAAUGUUUGAUGGUUUCCAUUAAGGAUAUGAGUGUUGUAUUCCCAUAAAGCCUUAUGAAAUGUUCCUGUAUUUUGGGUUACAGGAGCUGUUUUGAUUGUUAAUCCUUCCUCCCUCUAAGGAGCUAAUUUUGUUGCAUUUUCCCCAAACCAAUCUGUUUUAAUAUUGCAGGAGGACUUCUACAAGGGAAAUUUUACCAUCUCAAUAAAACUAAUAGUGAUAUAGGCUGGUGCUGGUUUAAAAAAAAAAAAAAAUCUCUGGGGAAGGGCAACUCUGUCCAAUGGGAUCAUUGAUGUCCCAUUGUUUUCUCAAUUCUGAGAAGCAUAGUUCAAUAGUACUAAUGUAAUCACUGAAGCCUUUUCCUAAAAUAAGGGAAGGGCCAACCCUGAAUUAAAGUUACAAGGUCUGGGGUUUUGCUGUAAACCCAAACAGUGGUUUUGAUUCAUCAUGUAAAUGUGAUUGUGGUUUUCGUAAGGACUCACUGACCUUUCAUGUUCCUGUAUCCUCAUGCUCGCCAUCUCAGCAGGCCUGAGCAGGAGGGUUAUUUUGGGUUUUCGUCAUGAGGAUCACUUCUGCUCUGGAGCUGAGGAACAUGGCCACGUUGCUGAGACUAUGGGGUGACGGUGUGUGGAAAGUGGGGUGAGAGCCCCACCGCUCUUGUUCCAGAAGGGUCAUUCCCUAAGCAGUGGAACUUGGUGGUCCGUUUCUCUGGCAUGUCCCCUUGGGAGGUCUAGGUUUGCUGUUAAUCUGGCUGAGAAUCCAAGUUCUGUGCCUUAGAGACAAGUUUCACUUUCCUGAAUUGUGCCUGGGACAACCAGAUAUUUUUCCCACCAAACAGCUAUGCAAACAGAAACCAGUUCAAAGGUGUCAGCAGUGCGUUGGAUAGGGUGAGAGGCAAGGCAGCAGAAGUGCCUUUGAAUGGUUUCCUGUAGCUAAUUCUCCCUGAGUUUUGUCCUGCUUCUCCUUAUGCAGUGGUAGGUGCUUUCCGUCUUCUGGUAGUUUUGCUUUUGAGUUACAGUAUAACUUGGGUUACUCCUAGUACUGACACUGUUGCUAAAGACGUAGCUUACUGUUAGCCAGAUGCUGGAAAGACUGAGGGUGGAAUGGUUUGGCAUUUCUGUUUUAAAUAAACAUUUAAACUC
Molecule: messenger RNA, 5299 nt
Organism: Fukomys damarensis (Damara mole-rat)
Lineage: Eukaryota; Metazoa; Chordata; Mammalia; Rodentia; Bathyergidae
Gene: Nek9
Product: NIMA related kinase 9
Exons: 22
Coding region: 158-2971 (937 amino acids)
Biological process (GO): protein phosphorylation
Cellular component (GO): centrosome
Molecular function (GO): protein kinase binding; ATP binding; protein kinase activity
Source: RefSeq, a predicted model, not a curated record